Molecule: messenger RNA, 2369 nt
Organism: Ruditapes philippinarum (Manila clam)
Lineage: Eukaryota; Metazoa; Mollusca; Bivalvia; Venerida; Veneridae
Exons: 4
Coding region: 139-1014 (291 amino acids)
Source: RefSeq, a predicted model, not a curated record
UGGUUGGGAUAUCAUUUUACGGAUAUAAAUUCUAAAGUUUUCUCAAAACUUCACACUUUGUUAAAACUUAUCCAGGACUUAUUGUAGAGAAUACUGGGUAUUGAGAUAUAUUGAACAUUUAUCAGGGCCGAGGUCAACAUGUCUAGCGGGUACAUUGACCUCCGAGAGGUCCGACAACCCGAUCAUGACCAUGAAUCAUCACCAAAUGCUCAGCAAAGCAAUAAUGAGGAAUCUAAUGCGAUUCAUGAAAGUGAGGUUGAACAGCAACUCCGCCAGAGAAUUAGAGAACUUGAGGGUAUAGUUACAUCACAGAAUGCCAAGCUACAGGAAAAGGAAGUAAUAAAGAGAAACAAAAGUGCUGUAUUAGAAAAGCUCGUUAGAGUACAAGCUGAAAAAGUAGCGAUCGAAGAGAAUAGGGAGACACUAUUUGAGGAUCUGGAGUUUCAAAAAGAACAGGCAGUAAGAUAUACAAAGGAGAUUGAUGGCUACAAAGAUAAACUGGAAUAUCUUAACACACAGAUUUUGAAGAUUUGUAACGAUGCAAAGGAAAAGGAAGAACAGAUGAUGCUGGAAGUAUCGUAUUGGCAAGGAAAAUACGAGAACGAAAGAAAAGAAAAAGAAGAAAACCGAAGAAAGAAUUCCAGUAUAAAGUUUCGUUCUGGUGAAGCUAAAUUAGAACAAAACAACGUAAGCUGCUUGAUCCCACUUUCAAAGCGGAGACGGCGUGUAUUUUCCCAAUCACCGACUGUUCUACAGAAAUGCAAAAAUUGUAUGACUGUAUUCGACCGGCUGAGGCCUCAUGAAGUUCAGUGUCGUUUCCAUAAGUCAUCGCCACAACCAUGGAAGACAUGGAAGAAACAAGCUGAAGUUGGCGGACACAACUUGGAUUUGGUCAAUGCAAACCCUCAUGCUUAUUUGUACUGGCCAUGUUGUAACCAUGUCGGACUUAAGGAGCCACCAGGAUGUUUGAAACUCGCUUCCCAUGACCUGAUUCUUCCAGAAGAAGAAAAUUAGGCAAAGGUGAAUGCCACGGAAAGAAAUGUUUCUUUAUGAAUGACUUCAAUAUUAUAUUUCUGAACAAUGACAAUAAUUUGAAUAUUUCUCAAUCAUUAUGUUUAGAAGAGGAUAUUGAAUGAACUGUAAAUGAAGCGUUUUUGUAUUUGUUUUUGUUGUCGUUUUUUGUUUUAAGUGUGGUUCUGUUAAUAGAUUAUUUAGACUGUACAAAAUGUAAUUUCUUUCUUUUGUGCUUUUAUUUCAUAUGCAAAUAAUACGCUUGGUUAAAGUUUUCUGGUUUUAUAUGUUUUUCAAACGCAAUGGCCUAGAGACCUUAGGAAAACAUGUGUAUAUUAAUUGUUAUGACCGAUUCAAGUAGGAUAUAAAGGAGCCACCAGGAUGUUUGAAACUCGCAUCCCAUGACCUGAUUCUUCCAGAAGAAGAAAAAUAGACAAGGGCGAAAACCACGGAAAGAAACACUUCUUUAUGAAUGACUUCAAUAUUAUAUUUCUGAACAAUGACAAUAAUUUGAAUAUUUCUCAAUCAUUAUGUUUAGAAGAGGAUAUUGAAUGAACUGUAAAUGAAGCGUUUUUGUAUUUGUUUUUGUUGUCGUUUUUUGUUUUAAGUGUGGUUCUGUUAAUAGAUUAUUUAGACUGUACAAAAUGUAAUUUCUUUCUUUUGUGCUUUUAUUUCAUAUGCAAAUAAUACGCUUGGUUAAAGUUUUCUGGUUUUAUAUGUUUUUCAAACACAAUGGCCUAGAGACCUUAGGAAAACAUGUGUAUAUUAAUUGUUAUGACCGAUUCAAGAAGGAUAAGCCACCAGGAUGUUUGAAACUCGCAUCCCGUGACCUGAUUCUUGCAAAAGAAGAAAAAUAGACAAGGGCGAAAACCACGGAAAGAAACACUUCUUUAUGAAUGACUUCAAUAUUAUAUUUCUGAACAAUGACAAUAAUUUGAUUAUUUCUUAAUCAUUAUGUUUAGAAGAGGAUAUUGAAUGAACUGUAAAUGAAGCGUUUUUGUAUUUGUUUUUGCUGUCGUUUUUUGUUUGUUUUAAGUGUGGUUCUGUUAAUAGAUUAUUUAGACUGUACAAAAUGUAAUUUCUUUCUUUUGUGCUUUUAUUUCAUAUGCAAAUAAUACGCUUGGUUAAAGUUUUCUGGUUUUAUAUGUUUUUCAAACGCAAUGGCUUUGAGACCUUAGGAAAACAUGUUAUAUUAAUUGUUAUGACCGAUUCAAGUAGGAUAUCAAUUUAUAGUUUGUUUCCAAUAACCAAAUCAAAUAUCUCAUGUUCAAAGGUACAUUAUCUAUUUAUUAUUUUUAUUUUAUAUUUUGCUACUUUCUUCUUUUUUGCUUGGUUGAAAAUAAAUAAUUUAAGCCACA